Anolis sagrei ordinatus is the source of this 750-nucleotide messenger RNA. It is a transcript of the gene COXFA4L3, whose product is annotated as chromosome 9 C15orf48 homolog. Lineage: Eukaryota; Metazoa; Chordata; Lepidosauria; Squamata; Anolidae. The record is from RefSeq and is a predicted model, not a curated record.
CUACGUGACUUGGGACACAUCCAGCCCUUGGGCGUUAACGGGGUAUAAAAGAGGAAAUUGCCUUUGAUGAACUCUAAUGCGGAUCCAGGCGGACAGGUCUGCACCUGCUGCUCACCAUGGGGAAUAUGGGGAUCUUCCAGCUCAUGAUGAAGAAGAAAGAACUUAUUCCUCUGAUUGCAUUUGUCUCCCUUGCCGGAUUGGGAGCAACGCUGGCAAGCCUUAAUGCCAUGAGAAAAAGCGAUGUGAUAUUUAACAAGACUGGCAACCCAGAACCAUGGGAACACGUGAAUCCAAGCCAACCCCAAAAGCUGAUAACAAUCAACCAGGAAUGGAAGCCCAUAGAAGAGCUGGAGAAAGUCAAAAAAAUGAUGAAGUGAUGGGUGCCUGCCUCUUCACAUGACACUCUAUGAAUCUAGUGGAAUCACUUCCGCACAAACUAGAUGAUUGAAACCAGUGUGCGGAAAUGCUUCUGCUACAUUUUUAGGGUCUCCCUCCAGUUUUUUGGACUUUGGACGUUACGGUUUGUUUUUCAGAAAUCUUCCUGCACACAUCCCCAAAGUCCAAAAAUAACCGGGUUUGAUUGCACUUAGAAUGGCCUCGUUUGCCUUGAAGAAAAGUAUUCAGCGUUCUCUGCAUUCUUGCAGCAUAUAAUGGCCUUUAUCGAUUUGUGAGCCUUAAAAGAGUUGAACUAUUUUUGUCUGAAGUUAUCGUGCAGCUUUAUGUUUUCAAUAAAGUUGUUUAAAACUGAAA